AUUGCAACUGCAGUGAAGUUUUUACAGAAUCCCCGAGUCCGCCAAAGUCCGCUUGCAACCAGAAGAGCAUUUCUGAAGAAGAAAGGCCUGACAGAUGAAGAGAUUGACCUGGCGUUCCAGCAGUCGGGCACCAGCGCGGAUGAACCGCCGUCCGCAGCUCCUUCCAGCCAGCUGGUGCCCAGUCAGUCCGCUCCCCCCGUGUUGUACAGUCCACCUGCCUCCAGAUGGCGAGACUAUGGAGCUUUGGCUAUCAUUAUGGCAGGGAUUGCCUUUGGCUUCCACCAACUAUAUAAGAAAUACCUGCUCCCUCUCAUCAUGGGAGGCAAAGAGGACAGGAAACAACUUCAGAGGAUUGAGUCAAACAUUUCUGAGAUGAGUGGCAGUGUGACACAGACAGUGACUCAGUUACAGACAACUUUAGCAGCUGUUCAGGAACUGUUAAUACAGCAACAACAGAAAAUCCAAGAGCUCACCCAAGAGCUGGCUGCUUCUAAGGCCACAACUUCCACUAACUGGAUUCUGGAGUCACAGAAUAUUAAUGAAUUGAAAUCUGAGAUCUACUCACUAAAAGGACUUCUCUUGAACCGGAGGCAGUUCCCUCCCUCCCCUUCGGCUCCUAAGAUCCCGUCAUGGCAGAUCCCCGUGAAGCCAAGCUCACCCUCUAACCCUAUUGCUGCCAAUCAUAACAGCAGCAGCGACAUCUCACCGGUGAGCAACGAGUCGACUACCUCAUCGCCGGUCAAGGAGAACCACAGCCCCGAGGGGUCCAAGGUUGGCUGCCAUUUGCUGAGCGCAGAGGAAGGCAACAAGGCAGUGAUUGACGUCAAGAGCCAAGUGCGGAUGGAGGUGCAGGGUGAGGAGGAGAAACGGGAAAACAAAAGGAAUGAAGAGGAGGAAGAGGACGAUGAGGAUGAUGACGUGAGCCACGUGGAUGAGGAGGAAUGUCUGGGAGUCCAGACUGAGGACCGGCGAGGAGGAGAUGGGCAGAUAAAUGAGCAAGUGGAGAAGCUACGAAGACCUGAAGGAGCCAGCAAUGAGAAUGAGAUUGACUAAGGCAUCUUGGCUUCUUCCUCAGCUGCUGUACAUCUUCCCUAGCCUUCUGCACUGUCCCUGGUGCCUCUCCCAUUUUGUGGAGAGAAAUGCCCCCCAUCCCCUCCAGUGAUUCUUCCAUGAUUGACCUUGAAUAGGGUCAUAAUUGCCCAGCGAACAAGGUGGGCCCUGUUUCACCACAGGGCUGUGCAGUGUUGCAGUGGCUGCUUCUUCCCUCCCAGUCCCACCUUCUCCCCAUGCCCUGGGGUCACAGCCUAGGCUGGAAAACCAAUCGCCUUACCAUGCACCACAGCUACAGAACGAAGUCAUCGUACA
Molecule: messenger RNA, 1365 nt
Organism: Tinamus guttatus (white-throated tinamou)
Lineage: Eukaryota; Metazoa; Chordata; Aves; Tinamiformes; Tinamidae
Gene: PEX14
Product: peroxisomal biogenesis factor 14
Biological process (GO): protein import into peroxisome matrix, docking
Cellular component (GO): peroxisomal membrane; peroxisomal importomer complex
Molecular function (GO): signaling receptor binding
Source: RefSeq, a predicted model, not a curated record